This is a messenger RNA of Striga hermonthica, 975 nucleotides long. Lineage: Eukaryota; Viridiplantae; Streptophyta; Magnoliopsida; Lamiales; Orobanchaceae. The record is from the annotation of a GenBank genome assembly.
AUGGAUACAAAUGCAUGUAAUUUUGAUAACCACCCGGACACCGACGCCCUCUUGCCACCUCGAAAGCGGCUUCUGGCAGGAUUUAAGAGACAGAAUUCAGAUGUCAGUUCCCCUUCAUUGUCAAAAUCCGAUAUCCCUCUCAACAACCCGUUUAUGGCCCAAUUUAGUAAUUCAAACCUCUCAAUUGAAGAGAUUGUUGAGGCCUCGAGAAUUGCUGCAAUAGAGGCCGCAAAAUUUGCCGAGGCUGCCAAAGCUAAAGCGGAGGAGAAGGCCGCGAAAGCAGCCAAGGCAUUUGCCGCAGCUAAGAGUGCCUUGGACCUUGUGGCCACCCUUUCUGACGAGGCAGCCGAAAAGGAAACAUCUCUGAGAAAGAACAAGAUGAAGAAGCAUGUGAGCGUAGAAGAAUUGUACAGUAAUAAGAGCAAAGGCACUAGUAGCUGUGGUACGGACGAAGAAUUGGCUCGCAAUUUGCAUAGGUCCAUUAAUAGUUCUCCCAGAAUUUUGAAGAAUUCUGAUGUAAAGGUUCACAAGAACAAGAAGUUGAAAUCGAAAGGCUCGAAUUUUUCCGGGAGGAUUAAUAAUGGCGGCGAAAUUGCAAAUGGGGAAGGAAAUCGACCUCCCACCGUCACAAGCAACGGUAAUGGUGCAGUAGGGAAUUUAGAGAGUGAAGGUCCAUCGAAGGAGAUAGAUAAGGUUAUGGUAGAUUUGAAUAGAAGUGAUCAACUAAAGGUGGAUAGUAUGGAUGGUCUUGGUAGAAAGAGGGGAAAGAUUAAGCAGAAAAAGUUGCCCUUGAGCAUUUGUAGUUUCAGGGAUCAAAUUGCACCAGAAGAGGAACUGAAUAAUAAUAUCGGGAUCAAUGGGGCAUUGUUUUCUUCAAGUAGUAAUUUAACACCUGUUGAGAAGGCAUCCUUGUGGAAAUGUCAAUCCGUGAAAGCGCCAGCUUGCCUUAAACAAAAUAAAGUUAUGCGGUCGUAA